This is a messenger RNA of Lactuca virosa, 1836 nucleotides long. The record is from the annotation of a GenBank genome assembly. Lineage: Eukaryota; Viridiplantae; Streptophyta; Magnoliopsida; Asterales; Asteraceae.
CCCCAACCUCGAACUUCUUUCUGAAGACAGAUGUCACCACCUGGAUAACAACUACCGUUAAGCGGUCGAAGGUCUAAAGUCUUAAGUUGGAAUCUUCUGGAUUGACUGCGGGAUUCAAAGCAGACACGAAGCAAGCCGUAAGAAAAUGGCGCCAAAGGCGAGGAAGAAUCGUUCUCCACCGUCGGAUCCUGACGGAAUCUUCUCCGGAAUGGUCGUCUUCCUCGUCGAUAAUGACGUCCAAAGACGUCGUUUAGAGAUAUGGAAGCAAAAACUAGGGCAGAUGGGAGCAAUCAUAGAAGAAGAAAAGUUGUCACAGAAUGUGACUCACGUUUUUGCUGUUAACUCCGACUCAUUGCGCAAGAAAUUUGGCCAGAAACAAUUACAGCGCUUCAAAGGGAUCAUUCUCCCUUAUCAGUGGUUGGAGGACAGCUUGCAUCUAGGAAAGAAAGUUAAUGAGGAAUCAUACACUAUACAUUUGGAUUCAUCCCAAAAUCCCCUAAAAAACUCAUCUAAUGAGAACUCUAUUAAACCCACUGAUGUGAAAGAAUCUAGUGACAAUCAGUUACACCCCCAUAAAAAGCUGAAAUCCUCACCCAAAACCUCAGAAGGUUCUAGUUCUGAAAUGAAGGACAAGUCAUUAGAUGAAAAGGUCAGUGCACCAGAUGCUUCGUUGCCAUAUCAUCCUCCUGAUUUAAAUAGAGAUAUCACAGAAAUAUUUGGCAAGCUUAUCAAUAUAUAUCGAGCUUUGGGUGAUGAUCGAAGAUCUUUCAGCUAUUACAAGGCGAUUCCAGUUAUUGAAAGGUUGCCAUUUAAAAUUGAAAGUGUGGAUCAAGUCAAACAUUUACCUGCUAUUGGGAAGUCAAUGCAGGAUCAUAUAAAUGAGAUUGUGACUACUGGGAAAUUGUCCAAGUUGGAACACUUUGAGAGUGAUGAAAAGGUAAGGACAAUUAGUUUGUUUGGGGAAGUAUGGGGGAUUGGUCCAGCAACUGCAUUGAAACUGUAUGAAAAAGGACACAGAAGUCUGGAGGAUUUAAAAAGUGAUGACACAUUGACAAAGUCACAGUGUUUAGGGUUGAAAUAUUUUGAUGAUAUCAAAACAAGGAUACCACGUGAUGAGGUGCAAGAGAUGGAGUGCUUGCUACAGAAAGCUGGAGAAGAUGUUUUACCUGGUGUGAAUGUUGUGUGUGGAGGAUCCUUCAGACGUGGAAAAGCUAGUUGUGGGGAUAUGGAUAUUGUGAUUACACAUCCUGAUGGAAAAAGUCAUGUAGGGUUUCUACCCAAGUAUGUAAAUCAUUUGAAGGAUAUGAAGUUUUUAAGAGAGGAUUUGGUCUUCAGUAUCCAUAGUGAGCAGGGUACUGAUUCUGGAGUUGAUACAUACUUUGGUCUUUGCACAUAUCCUGGUAGGGAGCUGAGGCAUCGCAUUGAUUUGAAGGUGUACCCAAAGGAAAUAUAUCCAUUUGGGCUAAUUGCAUGGACAGGGAAUGAUGUGUUAAAUAGAAGGCUGAGAAUACUUGCGGAAAGCAAAGGAUUCCGGUUAGAUGACACAGGGCUCUUCCCUGCAACUCAAGGUUCUGGAGGGAAAAGGGUUAGUGCUAGCACAAGUUUGAAAUUUAACUCGGAAAAGGAAGUGUUUGAGUUUCUUGGAUUUCCGUGGCUUGAACCACAUGAACGAAAUAUUUAAUAUUUAAUAUCUGAUACCCAGGGAAAAUGUUUUCUUGUGUUAACUUUGUAAAUAGACAAAUCGACUGUUUGUAAUUGUAUAAACUUUAUUUUGAUAGAAACAUAAUUAACAACAUUAGCAACAUACAUGAUACAUGCUUCUUAUGCAACACCUAG